Messenger RNA from Nilaparvata lugens (brown planthopper), 1767 nucleotides. It is a transcript of the gene SkpA, whose product is annotated as S-phase kinase-associated protein 1. Gene Ontology annotation, cellular component: nucleus; cytoplasm. The record is from RefSeq and is a predicted model, not a curated record. Bases 371 to 859 code for a protein of 162 amino acids. The transcript is spliced from 4 exons. Gene Ontology annotation, molecular function: cullin family protein binding. Lineage: Eukaryota; Metazoa; Arthropoda; Insecta; Hemiptera; Delphacidae. Gene Ontology annotation, biological process: SCF-dependent proteasomal ubiquitin-dependent protein catabolic process.
CUUUAUGAUUAUUAUAUGGUUCAGAAGAACUGAUAAAUAUUCAGUUUUUAUACAAAUUUAUAAGUAAUUUUUUGAAUAAAAAUUUUAUUUCUAUGAAAUCAUUUUCAUUUAUCCAACAAUACGGAACAGAAGAACUGAAUUAUUGGCUUGUACUUAUAGACUGACGGGUUUGUUGGUGUAUAGGAGGCUGUGAGCUCUCCCCGAAAGCUUUCUUGUUGGCCUUUGCUUGCUGAAUAAACUCGUUCUUGAAUAUAAAGUGGUUGACCAUCACAUUUUUGAUUACUCUAAAUUUUUCAGAGACUAGAAGUAAUUGAAUUUUGUAAUUUUACGUACUCCUCCUAUUAUAUUUCUUAAAUUAUUUUCUGUAAAGAUGCCCAGUAUUAAGCUGCAGAGUUCUGAUGGAGAGGUGUUUGAUGUCGAUGUAGAGAUCGCAAAAUGCUCUGUUACAAUAAAAACCAUGUUGGAAGACUUGGGAAUGGAUGAGGACGAGGAGGAAAUAGUUCCGUUGCCGAAUGUGAACUCUGCUAUUCUGAAAAAGGUGAUCCACUGGGCGACCUACCACAAGGACGACCCCGCGCCACCCGAGGAUGACGAGAACAAGGAGAAGCGCACAGACGACAUCUCCAGCUGGGAUGCCGACUUCCUCAAGGUCGACCAGGGAACGCUCUUCGAACUCAUUUUGGCGGCAAACUAUCUGGACAUCAAAGGACUGUUGGAUGUGACUUGCAAGACUGUAGCAAACAUGAUCAAAGGCAAGACCCCCGAGGAAAUUCGAAAAACGUUCAACAUCAAGAAUGACUUCACAGCCACUGAGGAGGAGCAAGUUCGCAAGGAGAAUGAGUGGUGUGAAGAAAAGUGAACAAAUUGGACCUUGUAUAUUCUUGUACGGUAUUAUGUAUGCUCCCAUACGGCAAAUCACAAUUUUACACCUUGAUCAAACUAUUCAAACUUUAUUUCAAUUUCAACAAAAAUAGUAAAUUCGUUACGGUUCAUUAAAUGUGUACAUUAAAUUCUUGAUAUUAAUUUGGAUUGACUUAUGUUUAUUAUUAAAGCACUUAAUUUUUGUAUACAAAUUGAUCAUUCAAUUUAUUCGGACGGCUUGCAAUCAAUAAAUAUACUACUUUUAUUGCAUAGCGUUGAAUAAAGUUAUUUCAAAAAUGUAGUCUUGAGGUUUUUAAAGAGAUUUGAAAGAAAAUUCAUUUAUUUCGAUUGUGAAGUAUUUAUGUAUGUUUGAAAUAUUUGAACUCAGUAUUUGCAGAGGGCUGAGUAAACUUUUUUUGAAACAACAUUUUAAAACUGACAUAUGCCAAGAAAUAAUUUAUUACUUUUAUGUGUAAUAAUUAGAAAUCUGAAGAGAAAAUGAGGUUCUGAUAUUUUGAAAAUUCACUUUUAUUCACAAAUUAACAAGCUCUUAAAGGGCAUGAGAAAACUUGGGUAAGCAUGGGUAAUUAUCUUCCAUAAUUUAAGUGAGGUUAAUAAUGUGACUAUUCAAUAACCCCCCCCCCCAUUAUCUGUAUUUUCUUUUCAAGCAUACCGUAUCCGUCUCUGUUGCAUUUUCUAUUCUAUGUAUAUCUUUUCUAUUCUAUUAUUUAUUGCUUUGAAUGUUGUGUGCAUUUAUUUUCUAUAUACAAUUCAAUUUUUCAUCUCUUCAGUCCUCUUUAAUAGUAUUUGACAUAGUAAGUUACUUCUGUGUUCUUGCAUCAGCUUCUUCGAUCUUUCUGUAUUAGUUUUGAGUUAAAAUUCUGAUAAUAAACUGUUAAAAAUUUA